AUGGCGGGCGGACGCGGGACGGCGACGGCGACGCGGGACGCGCCGCGGCCGGGACCGCCGCGACGAGGCGUCGGUUCGACGCUGCGCGCGACGGCGGAGGUGGAGCUCGGAGGGGUGUGCUUGGAGGUGGACGUGCGAGAGGGCUCGCGGGGGCAGGGACGGGAGCGCACGGCGGAUGUGGCGGAGGCGUGCGCGCGGUGGCGGGACGGCGCGGCGCUGUGGCGGUUCGAGUCGAACGUCGUCGAGAGAGCGGAGACGAAGGCGAAGGCCAAGGCCAAGGCCAAGGCGGGGCGUGAUAGGUUUGAGGUAGCUUUAGAUGUGAUUGAGAUCGCGCGUGUGGACGAGGGCGCGGGAUACGGGGAAUUGGCGGCGAUUCGGAUCCAUCCGACGAUGGUGGGCGAAUGUGCGUUUGUGUCCACGCACGGAGAAGUCGCGACGAUGACGGCAGAUGGCGUAAAGCGCGUGCCGUGGCGACCGUUGGGGAGCGAGAUGACUGCGGUUGGCGAUUGGUACGGGCUCGGUUACGGGGCGCAUCCGCGCACGUUGUUACACGGAAGUCACGUCGGAAGCACCGGGAUAUCGAGCGUGCACGAGGUGGAUUUACGAAGUCGUCGGGGCGAGACGCGGCGCGCGCACGAAGCCGAUCGCGGUGAGACGCUUUGCGCGAUAUCUACCGCGUUUGAGCACUAUUACGCCGUCGCAACGCGUGGGUCGACGUCAGAAUCAUCGAACGUUGAGCUGCGCGACGUCAGACGCGCGAACGAUCCCGUGCUUCGCUGGGACCAUCAAGGACUUGUUCCGCCGACGACGUUGCGAAUCGUCGACGUUGCGCAAUGGUGUUCUAAAUGUCGCUCGAUCGUAAUUCAAGCGUUUACGCCAGGCACCAGGGAAGUUUACCUGUACGAGUGCGAGCGUUUCGUGGGCGAGCGGCGAGGACAUUCGGGCGAGCAAGUACGCGCGGUGACGUUCGGCUCCACCAUUCCUCUGCCUUCAUCGAGCGGUGUACACGGCUUUGCGAUGACAAAACUCGGCGUAGAUCGUGGAGGAAUGUUUUGGCGCGACGAAGACGGCGUUUGGUGUCAGAAUUACGCCAUACAUGGCGACGUCAACGCGAUGCGCUUUCAGCCGCCGCAAUUUAGCGAAGAAGACGCGGCCAGACGCGCGGGGGAGGCGGCAGACUUUUUGUCGCGAAACCCAGUUCCUCUAUCACGUUGGCAGCAGAAGCGCGCGCCUGAUGAUGCGUUCAUAGAUCUACCUCAUCUGCACGAGUUCAUCGCCAACGGCGUCGUACCGGUAUCCGAUUUCCCUGUCGACGAUUCGCUCGAGAGGGAUCGGGAUGGCGAACGCGAAACUGUUGCGAGGUUGCACGCCGCGUUUACCGACGGUUGGUGCAUGAAUGCGAGCGAACUUUUGGAGUGCGCGGAGUAUCUACAAGGCGCAUCCAGAGCGUCGGCGUCCAUGCGCAUCGAUGAAUGGCGCAAUCGUUUCCGUACCCGUUCCGAACCUGCGCCGAACUAUGCCGAAUUCAUCGACAUCGCUCUGUCCAAACCACUCACGACUGCAACGCCGUUGGACGACGAGCGGACGCGCGAGAUUAUCGAGCGAGACUUACCGAAGUGGAAGAAGAUUUUCGCCGAAAACUCACUGCCGCAGCCUCUUGAGAUGGCUCUCCGGGACUAUCGACUCGCGAGGUAUCGCGAUGCCGACGAGAUUCAGCACACGAAGUUUGCUCGGCGGCUCUUUCACGCGUCUCGGUGCUUGAACGAGACGCAAGACGAGGAUUUCGACGGUGCGAGCGCCUCGACAGCGAAGAACGCAUCGCAGGCCUCGACGACUCUCUCGCAAAUCGGUGACGACGCGCCGUUUGCUGAUAGAUUACUGUCGCAAUGGACCGACGACGCCGGGGGAUCGCAUCGCAUGCAGUCGCCGUCGCGAUUCAUCGUUAGCAACACUCAGGAAAUAUAA
Ostreococcus lucimarinus CCE9901 is the source of this 1965-nucleotide messenger RNA. RefSeq lists its product with no specific name. The coding region runs from base 1 to 1965 and encodes 654 amino acids. The transcript has a single exon. NCBI's taxonomy places the organism in Eukaryota, Viridiplantae, Chlorophyta, Mamiellophyceae, Mamiellales, Bathycoccaceae. The record is from RefSeq and is a predicted model, not a curated record.